AAAACGAACUUGAAACGGAAUCUAACCACCAUCGUCAACGGAAUGCUAUUGGUGUCCUUGCUCCUGGCCCUAGCUCUGUUCACGUUGUACUUCAACCACAGAUGUAAUACAGAGAGCCUCCCAUCGUUAUCAGUUAAAAACAAUGGUUUUAUUAGCAAAUUUCGAAGUAGACGGCUAUUCCAGAAUAAAAAAUUCGCAGAAAAUGUAUUUUGUUUAUCUUCUGGAUGUGUGAAAGCUGCGGCUUCCGUAAUCAAUAAUAUGGAUAUAUCAGUAGAUCCUUGUGAUGAUUUCUACCAGUUCGCAUGUGGUAAUUUUAUAAAAUACACUAUUAUUGAUGACGACAAACCGUCACAGACAACAUUUAGCAUUGCUGGUGAUACACUGUUGAACAAACUGCGUAUAAUCAUCACCGAACCCAUUCAGCCGGAUGAACAGAGACCUAUCAAAAUGGCGAAAUUAUUGUUUAAAUCGUGCAUGGACAAAGAUAAAAUCGAAAAGGAUGGUUUGGGACCUAUGAAGAAAAUGUUGAAAAGCCUCGGUGGAUGGCCGGUGUUGGAAGCCGAAAAAUGGAACGAUACGGAGUUCACGUGGAAGAACAGCGUUUACAAGAUUAAACUGGUGGGCUACAGCGUUGAUUACUUUAUCCGAUUUUCCAUCAGUACAGAUCUAAAAAAUUCCACGCUAAGAGCAAUUGAACUGGAUCAAGCGUCCUUAGGGGUUAUGGGCACCGACGAAAAAGUCGUGGAUGGGUACUUCAGGUACAUGGUGGACGUCGCAGUGCUGUUCGGCGCUGACCGGCGACGUGCCAUCAAGGAGUUAAAAGAGUCGUUGAACUUCGAGAUAAAAUUGGCGAAGAUAUCACUACCAGCAGAAGAACGCCGGGAUGCCACCAAACUGUACAACCCGAUGAAAAUCGCCGAUCUACAAGAAAAGUUCCCGAGCAUACCGUGGAAAGAGUACUUGAACCAACUGUUAAACCCGUUAGCUGUACGGCACGAUGACAUUAUAAUUGUAAACUCGCCGAAAUACUUGUCGGACCUCGAAGUUCUACUCUGCAAUACGCCCAAAAGGAUACAAGCGAAUUAUGUGAUUUGGAGAUUUAUUUCGGAGUCUAUAAAUUAUCUGACUGAAGAAUUGAGAAAAAGACAGUUGGAGUUCAUCACUGAACUAACCGGUAGGACUGAAAGAGAACCCAGAUGGAAGGAAUGCGUUGGUAUUAGUUCUGAAAGAUUUUCAUUGGCCAUUGGGUCGUUGUACAUCAGACGAUUUUUCGAUAAAAACGCUAAAAAGAACGCUUUAGAAAUGGUGAACGGUAUUAGAGAGGAAAUGUACAAAAUAUUAUCAACAAAUGAUUGGAUGGAUGAUGAAACAAGGAAAAACGCAAUAGACAAAGUAAACUCGAUGACCAGUCAUAUUGCAUACCCAGAUGAAUUAUUGGACAACUGCAAGUUGAAUGCAUUUUAUGAAAAUCUGGAAAUCAAUGAAAAAGACUUUUAUACGUCAAUAUUAAAUUUGACUAAAUUUUUCACUGACUACAGCUUUUCGAAUUUAAGACAACCUGUUAAUAAAUCGGAUUGGAUUACUCACAGUAAAACAGCGAUUAUAAAUGCAUUUUAUAGUUAUGAUGAAAACAGUAUCCAGUUACCCGCUGGUAUUUUACAAGGCGCAUUCUUCUCCGCCGAUCGUCCCCGGUACAUGAAUUACGGUGCUAUUGGGUUUGUGAUUGGUCACGAAAUCACCCAUGGUUUUGAUGACCAAGGCAGAAAGUACGACAAACAGGGCAACUUACUAGACUGGUGGGCGGAGAAGACGAAAAAACGCUUCUUGGAGAAGGUGAUGUGCAUCAUCAGACAGUAUGGAAAUUACACGUCUCACGAAGUUGGUCUCAAGUUGAAUGGCAUAAGCACGCAGGGCGAGAACAUCGCGGACAACGGAGGCUUGAAGCAGGCGUACAACGCGUACAAAACGUGGAGCAAACGACACGGCGCCGAACCACGACUGCCCGGGCUCCAGGACUAUACGCCGCAGCAGAUGUUCUGGGUAAGUGCCGCCAAUGUGUGGUGCUCCAAAUAUCGGCCGGAAGCGCUCAAAAACGACAUUACCACUAACUCGCACUCGCCCGACCGUUUCCGGGUCAUUGGACCGUUCUCCAACCUAGUAGACUUCAGUAACGACUUCCGGUGCCCACUGGGCUCCAACAUGAACCCGGUCAACAAGUGUCAGGUGUGGUGA
Messenger RNA from Melanaphis sacchari, 2232 nucleotides. Its product is annotated as neprilysin-2-like. The record is from RefSeq and is a predicted model, not a curated record. The coding region runs from base 43 to 2232 and encodes 729 amino acids. Lineage: Eukaryota; Metazoa; Arthropoda; Insecta; Hemiptera; Aphididae. Gene Ontology annotation, molecular function: metalloendopeptidase activity. The transcript has 10 exons. Gene Ontology annotation, biological process: protein processing. Gene Ontology annotation, cellular component: plasma membrane.